AUGGAUGCGGUGAGGGAGCUCAAGAUCACGAAAGAGAGACUGGAGGAUGCGGCGCAAGAGCUGGAAGAGGAGACGACGAAACUCAAGGAAGUAAGGGAGACCCUGGCUAAGGGAAGUGAAACGGUGGCAGCGGUGGAAUGGCCGUCGCUGCAAACAGGUGCGUACAUCCCCAAGAACACAUACACUGGGGUCGGGACAGCCCCAGCGGCGUCGGUCCCACUACCCCCGGCCCUCUCGGCGGCACGCGACGGGGCGUCCGUUAUGGACCGGCAGAUCAUGGUCCGGGGACUCUCUCUGUCCAAGUCGGGAGGGGCCAAGACGAGAGAGGUGGAGAUCAUUGCGCGCGCGGGGGCCGCAAUGGAGGGGCUGGCGAAGAAGGGGAUCGUGCCGCCCCCAGAGAUUGCCGUGAAGUUUACGGCGGUGACGAUACAAGAAAGGGGGGAUGUGGUCUUGAUGACCUCCACAACGGAGGCUGCGCGAUGGCUUCGCGAGGUCUCCUCCGAGCCCUUCGCGCACAUCAGGAAAAAGCGCUCCGCGCGAGAGCCCCGGCCCGGACUCGGGAUCGCACGCUUGUUGCCAGUGAUAGCCGGGAGAGCGCUCGAGCGCUCGAGCGUAAUGACUGAUGAUACCGAGGUCGCCCGAGCAGCGGCGAGCACCACGCUGGCUCCUACCGAGCUCUCGCGUGCCUGA
Messenger RNA from Epithele typhae, 690 nucleotides. RefSeq lists its product as uncharacterized. The record is from RefSeq and is a predicted model, not a curated record. Lineage: Eukaryota; Fungi; Basidiomycota; Agaricomycetes; Polyporales; Epitheliaceae. The coding region runs from base 1 to 690 and encodes 229 amino acids. The transcript is spliced from 2 exons.